AUCCCCACCCCACCCCUACCCACCAGGCUCUCCCCCUCGCGCAUACCGGUAGUUGUCAUGGCGAUGGAGUCAGCUCCGGCGUCCGCACCGGGGGUUGUUGCCAUGGAGAUCCCGGUGCGAGGUGCGCUCCCGGUAGUGGAGGAGGACGAGGGCUUCGGAACACUUAAACCGGGGUCCGAGGAGCGACUACGGCACCGCCGGGGAGGAGGCAGACGGAGGUUUGGGUCGCCGUUCAACCGGAGCAGCCACUACAUGCUGGUAGUGAUCGGGGAGAUCGGCACGGAGCUCCAGCUGGACGCAGCCAGAGCGCAGAUAGAGCGGGGAAUCCGAUCCUGGGACGUGGACCUGAAGAGCUGUGACCUUCAUCAGCAGCUGCAGCUGUUUGUCACUCGUCACUCCGCCCACUUCUCCUCGGAGGUCAGAGGACAAAGAACUCUCCACCACAGAAGUGAUGUCCUAGAGACCGUGGUGCUUGUCAACCCUUCAGGAGACACCAUCGUGUCUGAGAUCCAGUCUCUAGUCACAGACUCAGCAGGACACAAGCUCCUGGUCUUGAGUGGUCAGAGCUCAGAUCACGGCGGCCUUCUCCUUCAAACUGGGGUUUUCACCCACCAGACCUUUUCACGUGUCUUUGCUGAUCCUGGGGUCAGUGAAUUAUUGGGCACAGCAGCCCCCAAGCAGCAGGCCACACUUACCGUGUCCUGCCGCGGGGAGGUGGGCUGGAGCUCCCUGGGACAGCAUCAGACCGUGCAGGAGUUCCUGGAAUACAGACUAAACCCUGACCCCGUCCUUCCCAAGAUGGAGGGCGUCACCGAGUUCACAGAGUACAUCUCUGAGACCGUCGACGUCCCUUCACCUUUUGACCUCUUGGAGCCGCCCACCUCUGGGGGCUUCCUGAAACUGUCCAAGCCAUGUUGCUACAUCUUUCCUGGCGGACGUGGAGACUCUGCUCUCUUUGCUGUGAACGGCUUCAACAUCUUGGUAGAUGGAGGCUCUGAACGAAAAUCCUGCUUCUGGAAGCUGGUCCGUCACUUAGACCGCAUUGACUCGAUUCUGCUCACACACAUCGGUGCCGACAAUCUACCAGGUAUCAAUGGGCUGCUGCAGAGGAAGAUAGCAGAGCAGGAGGAGGAGCAGUCUCAAGACUCCACCAAUUAUAACGAAUGGAUGAAGAACCUGAUCUCUCCUGAACUAGGCGUGGUAUUUUUCAAUGUGCCAGAGAAGCUUCGGAUGCCAGAAUCUAAUCUUAAAGUCAAACGCAGCAUUGAAGAGGCCUCUCUGACUUUACAGUACCUUAACAAACUAGGAAUCAAACCAGAACCUCUCUUCCGAGUGGUCAGCAACACUAUUGAGCCUAUUACUCUGUUCCACAAGAUGGGAGUGGGCAGGUUAGACAUGUUUAUUCUCAACCCAGUCAAAGACAGCAAAGAGAUGCAGUUCUUAAUGCAGAAGUGGGCAGGCAACAGCAAGGCCAAAACUGGUAUUGUGCUGCCAAACGGAAAAGAAGGAGAAAUAUCUGUUCCUUACCUGACUUCAGUUACAGCUCUGGUCGUCUGGCUUCCUGCCAGCCCUACAGAAAAGAUCAUCCGAGUGCUUUUCCCUGGGAAUGCGCCACAAAACAAGAUCCUGGAGGGCCUAGAAAAAUUAAAGCACCUUGACUACUUGCGCUAUCCUGUAGCCACACAAAAGGACAUUGCCUCAGGAGCCCCUCCCUCUGUUAUAAAACAAACCAAAUUAAAGCAAAGGACAGACAGCAAAGAGAGUCUCAGGUCGUCUCCCAAGACUACUGCAAAGGCCUCAAAGAAAGAGACUGAAGGGCAGGAUGACGUGUCGGCUGCCACAGAGGCAAAGAGCGACUCUGUUAAGGAAAACAUAUCAGAGAAAACCGAGCCCAAAAAGCCAACGAAAACCAUCAAAUCUAAAAGUGAUGUGCCAGAAAAGAAAAAACUCUUAAAAGAAAAAACCUUAAAAAAGCACUCGAAGGAAAGAGUGUCGAAGAUAGACGAGAAAAAGGACAAGGAGAAGAAAGAGAUCAAGAGAGUGAAGAAAGAUGACUCUGCGAAAAAAGAUGAAAAGAAAGAUGGAAAGUCCAAAGAGGACAAGAAGAAAGAUGGCUCCAAACCUGAGCUGAGGAAGAUUACAAAGCCUGACCUAAAACCUCUUACACCAGAAGUCAGAAAGACAUUACAUAAAGCUAAAGUGUCCAGUAAAGCCAAGACUUCAAAAGUCAAAGCCACUAAAGCUGAACCUGCUGAGACCAAGAAAGUAGAGCCAAAACCUGAAACUAUCCAACCUGAACCCAUCCAGAACGGAGCUGUUGAGGGCAUAUCUGCUCCCUCAACUCCAGAAGACCUCACCAAGGAGUUUGAAGACAUGAAGCAAGCUGACACUGUAGCGGUAACAGCUGAGCCCUCUGACAGUGCAGAGGUUUCACAGGAGCCGACAUCACAAAGCCUUAUCCAAGAGAAACAAGAAGCACAAGAACCUGGAUCUGAAAUCCCACCCGGCACAAAGUCUCCAGAAAAAGAGGCAGCUGCCCCAGAAGUAGAACCUGAAGCUGAAGAGAAAGACAAAGACUCGACACAAGAGAAAGAAGACGAGGCUCAAAAGUUUGAGGACGAGGGAGCGGCAUCUCAGGAUGAGGAGGAGAAAGAGGAAGAGGCCCCAGCAGCUGAAAAGAAAAUAAUGCAAGAGGAGGAAGAAGAUAUGGGAAUUGGUGAGGAGGAAGAUGAGUCAAAAUGGAAGGAGAUGCCGGACGACGGUCUCGAUAGGAAGCAUGAAAUAGAAGAAAUGGAGAAAUCAGAAAAUCUCACUGCUAAGUUUAUGACUAAAGAAGAGCUACAAAUGGAGGAGGAGGAAGAGGAGGAUGAGGCAGUAGAGAAAGCUGAACUGGAGGAGGUAGAAGAUUUAGACGUAAUAGCAGAUGAAGAGAUCAAAAUCAAACCUGAAGACAUAGCUGAGGAACAAAUGGCCUCUGACACUCUGACUGCAGCCAAAGAAGAAGAAGAAGAAGAGGAGGAGGAGGAGGGCUACCUGUCACAUGUUGGAGGGGCCACAGCUCCAAUAACCUCAGUGGUUCAAGGCGCAGCAGCAGCUGAACCAAUCUCCUACAUCCAGGACGAGACCAUCCCCGGCUACUCUGAGACUGAGCAGACCAUCUCUGACGAGGAGAUCCACGAGGAGGCAGAAGAAAGGAUACCUCACCUCCAGUACGAUGUUGGUACUUACGACAUAUCUGUUCCAGAUCAGACUGGAUCAUUCGUGAACAUACACGGCAUGAAGGAGAUGCAAGCUGCGGCCAUGACAGAGAAAUGCUUUAUUCCAGGUGUGCAGGAGCAAGUAUCAGUGUUCACGAACAUCAUCACGGCUCCUCUGGCAGAAGAGGAGCAUGUGUCUUCUGCAACAUCCAUCACAGAGUAUGACAAAAUAUCCUCCUUCCCUACGUCUAUCGCUGAAGAUCAAUCCGUGGCGUCUGCCCAAGCGCCUUCAGCUGAAGAACCACCUAAAAGCCCGACUCCCCUGUCGAUUCCGUCAGACCAGGGCAAAGAGCAGCCACUCUCUGCUGGAACUCUUUCACCACCUUCCUUAGAGGAUGACAAACAGUCCAAAUCUCCAUCGGAUGACUUAACACUUCCCGUUUCUGAAAUCAAGAUGGCCGACAAAGCACCUCAUGCUCGUGAUGAGGAAGAGGAAGAGGAAGAAGAGGAGGAGGAGGAUGAGGACCAAACUCCUAAUGUUGACAUCUCACUUGAGAAGCUCCAAGAAGGCUAUGCGUCAUUACAGGAGAAAGAGAAGGAAACUGAACCACUGGCUGCCUCGGUGCCUCCAGCUUCAGCAUCCGUGCAAGACAGUAAACAAAUCCACCUGCCGGUUGAAGAGGAAAAUAAAGACGCAGUCGCACCCAAAGAGGUUUCUUCUGUUGUGCCUACGAGACCUUUUGGAUCUGACUCAAUAACGUCAGAGAGUGAGGAGCGCUGCUUCAGCCCAGAUGAUAUCACUGUGAAAAUGGCCUCCCCUCCACAUUCCGGACCACCGAGUGCUACUCACUCUCCUCUUCGUCAGUCACCAGUGGAAGACAAGGUGAAGGCCUCUUCUACUGAUGAGUUACAAAAGCAAGAGGAGCUCCUUGAUGUAGUCACAGCAACUGAAGACAAGAGUGCAAAGAAAGAUGAAGCUGAACCGGAGAUGCAGAAAGAUGAUGGUAAACAAAUCACAGAUCAGCAUCAAGUACAAGUUGAAACAUCUUUGGACAAACCACUUGACAUGAAGGAGAUUUCAGCUCCAAAGGAGCCAGAAAAAGAGACUUUAGUUGGAGCUAAAGAUGAAGACAAACAGGCAGAAUCAGUCCCUGCUGCUGCUCCAUCUUCUGCAGAGGUUCAACAACCCGUGUCGGAGCAGGAUUCCCUCCUGUCACCUGGACAAAGUGAUGAGGUGUUAGGCACAGAGCUCACAGAGAAAGAACCUAAAGUGCCUCUUCAAGGUAAAUUUCCAGAGAAGGAAAGUGGUUUCCUUGAUGGUGAUGAUAAUGAGGAAGGGGAUGAUGAUGACCAUGAUGAUAAAUCUGAAGUUAAAACCAUCAAGGCGGAACAAGAGGAAGAAAAAGAUGACACCGCUGAUGUCAUAAAAACAAAGGAUGAGCAGAAACAGGAAUCUGUCAUCCAGGAACACAUUUCUGCUGUUGAGUCCACCACGGCUGAGAGAGCAGAGAAGGAAGCAGUGAAGGAGGAUAUCUCUGAUGUAAAACCUUUACAAGAGGAAAAGACUGAAAAAGAAAUGAUGAAAGAUGGAGAGACAGUGCCUAAAAGUCCUGAAGAUGCAGAGGUUGUUGCUUCUGAGGUCAAACCAAUCAAAGACGAGCAGGAGCAGAAAGAUACAAAAACAGACGACAAACUUGUCCCUGAGACCAAAGAUGAGGUCAAAGAGGCAGAGGGUAAAGUGGAAGAAGUGUCUGAUAGUAAGAUUUUGAAAGAGGAGGAGAAGAAGAGUGAUACCGUUGAUAUGAGCUCCAUCAAAACUGCUGAAACAGAGCCUGAAAAAGUCCAAACCACCGAGCCUCUAAAAGAUGAAAAGAAAGAGGAGGCAAAGAGGGAUGACAUGCUGGUUGUUGAGUCUACCAAAGAUGAGAAGAAAGAGAUGGAAACAUCAGAUAUCAAAGAGAUGGAUGUUAAGAAAGAAGACAAAGAGAUUGAAAAGAAAGAUGUUUCGAAAACUGAGCCCGUUACAGAUAAGCCCAGUGAAAAAGAGGAGAUGGAUGACAUCACCGCUGCCAAACCCAUCAAAGAAGAAGAAGUGAUUAGUAAGGUUGAUUCGUCUGCUGUCACCAUGACAGAGGAAAAAGAGAAAGAGACAUGUAAAGAUACUAUCUCAACCACCAGCCUCACCAAGACCGAGGAAAUUCAAGCAACAGUGAGUAAGGAUGAGAGUGUUUCUCCCAAGCCAUCCACAGAGCAAGAACAAGAGAAGGAGACGAGAAAAGAUGAUAGCUCUGAGACAAAAAUCUCCAAGGACCAAGACGAAGAUGUGACACCGAGCAAGGAUGACGCUCAAGUCCUUAAACCUGCAACAGAAGAAGAAAAGAUGGAUGAUACGAGUAAAGAUGAUGCUACAGCCAAGACGCAGGAAAAAGAUCAACAGCCGGGUAAGGAAGAUACUUCUUCUGUUAAAGCAACAGCUGAAGAAGAAAAGAAACAAGAGGACAGUAAAGAUGAUAAAAAAGAUCAACAACCAAGUCAGGAAGAUACUUCUUCUGUUAGAGCAACAGCAGAAGAACAGAAGAAACAAGAGGAAAGUAAAGAAGAUACAAAAGAUCAACCCCUGAGUAAGGAAGAUACUUCUCCUGUUAAAGCAACAGCAGAAGAACAGAAGAAACAAGAGGAAAGUAAAGAAGAUACAAAAGAUCAACCCCCGAGUGAGGAAGAUACUUCUCCUGUUAAAGCAACAGUUGGAGAAGAAAAGGAGCAAGAGGAAAGUAAAGAUGACACUAAAGAAGUCAAACUUACCAGUGUGGAGGAUGUGGUAGUAAGUAAAGAUGAGGAUUCCUCUGACACGUCAAUGAAAGUAGACAUCCUUAAAGACACUGUCAAACCAGUCAUGGAACAAGAAAAGACGCAAGAAACCAUUAGAGAUAAAGACGUCAAAACCACCAAGGCUGAGGACGAGGCUGUGAUAAUGAGGGAAGAUACUUCUCCCGUCAAGAUAUCCCAGGAUGAACUGAGCCCAAAGGAAGACACUUUCAUUGCCGAACCUGCCACAAAAGAAGAAGAAAAGGAGAAGGAAGUCAGUAAAGACACUUUGGAUGUUAAAAUGCCAGUAGAAGAAAAGGAGGGAGCUGAUGAUGAGGAGGAAACUAUAACAGUGAAAUCUUCCAAGGAGGAGGAAGUGUCUGCUCAGGAGCGGAGUGACACACCUGAAACUGUCAAAGAAGAAAAAGAUUCUGAUGAAAUUUCUGAUAUCACACCUACCAAGGAGGAGGAGGAGAGCAAAGAGAAAGACGGUGAAAAACCUGUUGCACAUGAGGAUAAGAAGGAAGAUAUUAAAGACAUGAAAUCUGAUGAAAAACUCAUAAAGGAGGAGACAAAAGAAAUCUCAAAAGAGGACGUUAAGGUCAAAGAGGAAGCACCAGACACAGAAAAAGAAAAGAGUGAUAUUUCUGAUGGUAAAGAGCAAAUGAAGGGUGAUGUAUCUGACCAUAAACCAACUUUCGAGGAAAUUAAGGAUAAAGAUGCUGAAAAAGGAGCUGCAGAGACGAAGAAAGAAACAGACUCAAGUGUUGGGCAUCCAAAGGAUGAGAAAGAGUUGUCUGAAGUUACAACCAUACAAGAUGUUGUCCAACAGGGCAGCUGUGACGCUGAAUCCAGCAAACAGGAGACACACUCUCCAACAUUUAGCACCAAAGACGAGCAAAAAGGGACAGACGAUUAUCCUUCUGAGACUGAUUCUAAGACGGCUGAUAAAAAGGAGGUGGAUUCUUCCGUGUGUCAGACCGUAGAAGAGAAGGAAACUAAAAAGGAUGAUAUUUGUGACUCUGGUGAUAAGCAUAUACAUGAAGAAAGCUCUGAUAUGCUUAAAGGGUCUCAGAUAGAGAAGGAAACUUCUGGUGCUCCAUCAAAAGAAAUGCAGCCAGACAUUUCUGUAAGCACAUCAAGUGAGUCCCUGAAAGCAGGGAAAGAUGACAUUUGUGUGUCUCCGAGCCAAAUACAGACAGAGGAAAAAGAACAAGACAAAGAAGCAAAGGCCAUCAUAAGUCAGGAAGAGAAGAUGGAGAAAGAAAAAGAUGAUACACAUGUUGCUGAACUGAGCAAAGAACAGAAGAUGGAAAAGGAACAAGAGAAAGAUUACACCUAUGAAGACAUUAAAGAUGAAAAGACAAAACCAGAAGAGGACAAGAUGAUUAAAGAAAAGGAUGUUGCUGCUGAUGUGAAGAAGGAUGAGAUCACUGAGAAGGAAAAGUACGACUCCUCCGAUGCGGACCACACCAAAGAGGAGAAAUGGGAGCGAGAGGAGUUACAAGAGAAAGAGCAGGACAAAACAAUGAAGCAGCCUGCUAAAGCUGCAGAAGAAGAAGGAGCGGCGUCAAAGUCAGAGAUCAAACCCACAUUUGUGGUCCAGUCCUCUGAUGAAGACAGGGAGGAUGAAGAAGAGGAGGACAUUUGUAUGGGAGGAGCAGGCUCCAGACCUUUGUCAGUGGAGCCCAAAAAAACAGAACAUGACAGUUCACCUCCACAACAGACGAGUGACCAAACCAAACCACCAGUGACACAAAAGAUCACGGUUAUAAUACCAACACUUACAAUGCAGGAGCCCUCCAUUGAUGAAGACAUCAGAGAGUAUGAGAGAGAAGAAUCCGGACAUUCACUAGAAGCAGGCAAAGGUGUGAAAACAGAAAUCACACCUGCACCUCUCGCCAAGCCAGAGCCCUCCUUUGAUAUUGUCACAUCAAAGGAGGAGGCGUCCUCUGUUCCAAAACAAGAAACAGCCUCUGAUUUUCCCGCAGCUAAAACAGAACUAAUGUCAGACUCGACUGAGAAAAAGCCUGUGCUGUCAACAGUAUCGAGCACCGACAGCCAACAGAGGAGCAGCACACUUUCAAGCACAGAGAGCCAGUCCAGUGUGGAGGAAACACCACAACAAGAGAAACAGAUACCGUCUGUUGUCAGUGCUACAGACAAGACGAAGCUGGAUGAGAAAGCAGUAAAGGAAGCAGAGAGGGAGAUGGAGGGAGAGCGAGAGGUUGCUUCUCCAGGAUUAACACAGCCUUGUUCUUAUUUCAUGUUGGACAAAGAGUCCAAGGAGGCCGGCCUUCCUGAAGAUGUGAAAUCUGACGCUGAAAAAGUGGCCACAGAGAAGGAAACUGUGAGUGAAAGCCUUGAAGACGAAAAGCCGACCUUUGCUGCAUCCAAGUAUGAUCCGUAUGAAAAGCCCAUUCCGAAGGAUCAUGACUUGGACUCCAGAGAAGAAAGCGAAGUCCCUCAAGGUUUUGAUCACACCUCUGAUAUGGGUAUCGAUGACAACAGAAGAGCAAGCCAGGCAGAGGCCGGAGCAGCCAUGUUCCUCCUGGAUGAUCAGUACAAAGAAGAGCCCCUGUCCUUCAGUAGAGUGGACUACAGUGCAGCGUCCCUCACAGAAAGCGAAAGAAGCAGCCACCACAGCCCAAGUGCCUCACCUCAACAUGAAGACAGAGAGAAAGGCCAGGAGGAGGAGAGUGAAAGAGAGGAACGACCAGAAGCACCUUAUGUUGACAAGAGCUUUUCAGCCAUAGAGGUCCAAGAUAACAAAAUGUCUCAGGCUGCUGCUGAGUCAUAUUCUUUUAGCCCCAAAGAGGACAAACCUGAAAAAACUGAGAAAGAGAAGGAGGAUAUGAUGGGAGGUGCUACUUCAUCAGAUGCCACAGAAGAAAGUGAUAAUCUUGGCGCCUGUGCUGCUGUACCAUCCGCGGGCACAUCAUUAAGACAGGAAACAACCUCUCCGUCAUGGAGUCAACCAGAUCUUGGUCCCCAAGCUUCAGCCACUCCUGCAGCUUUUGGAGAGCUGUCAGAUAAGAGAACAGAAAAGGAGAAGGAGAAAUCUGCUGAGUCACUCAAAGACAAAAUGGAGUCCUCUGAUUACGAAAGAGAGGGAUCCCCGUCUGGUCGGCGUUCACCUGCAGAGAAAGAUUUCUUACCUCAGAAAGUGUCUCCAUCAAAGACAGAGGAAACUUCAAGUGUCUUAAGGACUGCGUCUGCAGCCACAUAUUCAGGACAUGUAGUAGACGAUAAUGUUUUAGCAUCGGACAAUAGCCAAACUAGCAGCUCUGCCGCUUCUAAAUCAGUGCUAGAUUAUCCUGAAGGAAAAGAGAGCCUGAUAGAUAAAAGGUUACUCGUAGAGGGAGAAGAUUUCGAUGACGAUGAUGAUGAAGAUGAGGAAGAGGAAGAAGAGGAGGUGUCCAGUGAUGUUGAUGUGGAAAAGGGUGCCAGGGAACAGUCUGAAAAAGAAAUGUGCAGACGUGGCUCUGACGACAGCGCUACGGUAGCAGAGGACCCAAAUAAAAAGUCACAGGUGCCUGAAUCGAGCGUCCAAAAAGAGGACGCAGUCUGUAAACCAACGCCCGAUGAAGCCUCUGCUUCAAAAGUAACACCCACAGACAAGCAGGACCUGAGCAAAAAGGCACCGUCUCCUGAACCAAAGCCGCUCAAGGACGAUGAUUUGGGUCUCAGUGGUGCCUCAUGCAAACCUGCUGAGACAAAGGGUGAAAAUGACGGUAAAACAACAUCCAUACCAGACCCAAGUGCCCACAAAGUGGAUGGAAGCUGCUCAUCAGAUGUCCCAAAGCCUCCUGAAAGAGAGAAAGCAGAGGACACUGACAAAAAUAAGUUGUCUCCUGGGUUUAGUACAAAGAGGAGGUUGUCAUCAGCAGAAGACUUUCCCUCCAUGGACGUACUACAGUCAAAAAAAGCAGAUGAAGACAAACUGCCUCAGUCACCUGGCUUUCUGACAAAGGAAUCUUCUCAAGCAUCAUCUUCAAGCUGCUUUGCAGGAAUCUCUUCGCCACCUGACAAGUCAGAGCCUCUGCCCAAGGAUACAUCUAGUUCCUUCCCUCCGUUUGGAAGUAGCUAUGCAGAUAUCGGACAGAGCAAACCUGGAGGUCACUCUGAGCAUUUAGACCAAGAAAAGAGUCAAGCAGGGUUGAAAGAGGGAACCCUUGUACUCUCAGUUUCCUCCCACCUACCCCAACCUAGCGAUGAUAAAUCAGCCAGCCAAAAGGACAUGAAAAAAGAAAGUCAGGAUGAGAAGCAGACAACAGGCACCACAGACAAACCCGGUGGAGCCACCUCCCCUUGCACUUACACUACUUUAACAUAUUCCACUACAACCUACUCCUCCACAUCGUACAGUUUCUCAUCCUCAGCCCCAACAUCUUCCCCCUCCAGCCAACAACUUCUGGACAAAGUCAAAACUUUCCCAACAAUAUCAAGUUCUGAGGUACCCCUUGCAAAAGAGGAGCCAUCAUUCAGGACAGAGUCGAGCUCCUGCUUUGGUGGAUUUCACAGAGAAGAGUACAUGGAGGUGACCACAAAACCUGCUACAAAAGUGCCCGGCCUAUUUGAAGAGACCAAACCGUUUUCCACAGGUUUGUCUACAACUGCAAAGCAGACUGAGGAUAAAAGCAGUCCUCCAAAGUCUGACAAGGACACAAAGUCCAGCACUGAUAGUUUUUAUAUGUUAGAGACCAAGACUACAACAGCCUCUGCAGCACCAUCUGUACAAAGUGUGGAUCCAGUAAAGGUAUCAGAGAGUCUAUCAACAUCGAGGGCUUCUUUUGAUGUCGCUCCCCUCCAAAGGGCUGACUCCUCUGAAAGGGCGUGCCAAGGGUCAGCUCAAGACGAGGGGCCUGAUACACUUGAAAUGGACAGCACUCUACCAUGUCGUAUUGAAUGUCAAAAAAUCAAAGUGGCUGAGCAAGAAGAUACUUUAUCAACUUUAACUGAGGCCUGUCUGGUGGAGAGUAGCACACAUUCCACUGAGACUACCACCAUCACCUCAACCACUGAUGUGUCUAAACCAACUCAACAGGCAGUGUCAAUUACUUCACUGUGUGAAAGUAAAGUUAGCAAAACCUUGUGUGCCACAACAGACUUGUCCAAAACAGAGGAGGAUGGAGAGAAAAAGGAGAAAACAGCAGAGGAAAAGGAGGACAAGAAAGAUGCAAAGGUAUCAGAAAUGGAAAAGAAAGAAACAGAGGGAAAGACAGAAACAGCUAAAGACGAAGUCAAGCUUAAAACAGAAGACAAGGCGUGUAAAGAAAGUAUAGCAUCUGAUCCAAAGAUGUGUACAAAAGUAGAAGAUGUUAAAAAAGAAAAGGCGGAAAGAUUGGUGGAGAAAAGCUUGUUGGAAACGCCACCAGAGAAGUUAGGGAUGAGGAGAAGGAGCAGCAUUUCUGAUUGGGAGCUCCUACAAAAGCCUGAUGACUACCCAAGUGCCCCUCCUACAGGUUAUGGUGAUGACGAUGACGAGGAGGUGGAGGAGGAAGCAAUGGAGUGGGUGUCCAGUAUCCACAGCACCUCUCUGUCCUCCUCAAAAGAUACCAGUCACAAAGAAACUUCUAGCAAAAAAUCUGAAAAGACUGAUCGCCCCUCUGACCUGAACACCGGGGCCACCUCCUCCUCUGCCUCUCAUUCUGGCUUCUCGUCCUGCGAAUACAAGCAUCGCAAAGGAGAGCUGUCGCCAUCGUUCAUCAACCCGAGCCCUCACCUGCUCUCCAGUGACGAGGGCGAGGAGGAUGGCCAGAGUGACCGCUCCCAAGAAGGGGACGAGGAUGAUCAGGAGCAACACUCAGUGAAGAGGAGGUCCCACAAGCAGAGGCGCCAUCAUGCUCAGAGUCAACCUGGAGACUCUGGACAGGGGCAACAACAGCUGCCUGGCAGCAUGUCUUCUGGAUUAACUGUAACAUUAGCCGGAGAGGAAACACCUCCGACAUCAGUGAGUGAGUCAUUACCUACGCAGUCUGACUCCGACGUACCGCCAGAAACCGAGGAAUGUCCGUCCAUAACAGCCGAAGGAAAUCUAGACUCGGACGAAGACGCUGAACAUCUGCCGGUGGACAAAUUAUCUGCAUCUGGAGCUUCAGGAGGACAUCAACCUUCAUCACCAAGAUCAGCUCAGAAGACUCACGAUCCCCUCCCCACCCCAAUGAAGGACCCUCACCCUCACCCUCCCCACCCAGAUGUGUGCAUGGUGGAUCCGGAGGCUCUUCUCAAUGACCACAGCAGCACAGAGAAACUUCCCAAGAAGGAGCAUAAGACCACAAAGGGCCUUAGGAAGGGUAAACCCAAGUCAGCUUCCCCAGCUCGGAAGAACGAAGUCAGGAAGAGGUCCUAUACUCCAGUGAAGCAGACUUCCAAGGACUCUGCCUCGCCUCGAUCAGCCUCCCUCAGGAGGAGGGACACAGAGAAAAGCUCCAGGAUGAACAAGAUGUCUGAAACCCACAGCGUUAGGAGUGACAUGGGAGGGAAGGGCUUGGUCAAUGGAGUCAAGAGUAGCGCAGUCAACAAUUCUCAGAAAACAAGCUCAGCUGUCCCCCCUGGACCACCCGUCUAUGUCGACUUGGCUUACGUGCCAAACCACUGCAGUGCAAAGAACGUGGACCAGGAGUUUUUCAAGAGAGUUCGUGCCGCAUACUAUGUGGUGAGCGGGAACGACCCAGGCAGCGGGGAACCUAGUCGUGGAGUCUUGGAUGCCCUGCUUGAAGGCAAAGCUCAGUGGGGCUCCAAUUUACAGGUGACUCUUAUCCCCACCCACGACACAGAGGUGACCCGGGAAUGGUACCAGCAGACCCACGAGAAGCAGCAAGACCUGAACAUCAUGGUUCUGGCCUCCAGCAGCACCGUAGUCAUGCAGGACGAGUCCUUCCCAGCCUGCAAGAUCGAAUUCUGAGCUUCAGGAGCCACGCUGUGCUCCCUUACGGCUCCCCUCCCCAUCCUGUCAUCUGUCCUCACUGGAAGUCGGGCGAGAGCGAACAUCACACUCUGCUCCAUCAAAGCUUCUCGCUCGCUCAUGGUAUCAGUCUCAAAUGCAUUUGCUGCAGCUCUUAAUACACUAGAUCAUGUUAGCUGAAAUCAAAUCAGAACUCUGGGUUUGUGCUCUGUGUGACAGUCAGGGGUUAUUUUGCUAAUAAUAACCUUCUUUUAUGUUUGUGUUUUCUGUGUGAACUGUCUGCCCUAAUGCACUCACCAAGUGCGCUGAAAAGAUCAUUUAAAUAACAUAAUCACUGUUAAGAGCUUUCUUUGCCUCAUUAGUUUUGAACAGAAAUACAAAGUAACUACAGAUUGGUAAAGUGUAGUUCUGAAAAUGUCACCUACAGUUGUGGUUAAAUCUGGAAUGUGAUGAUCCCCCAAAGGCACAUUUCUUGUUCAGAAGUCAGAAACAAGUGCCAAAACACUUAAAGAAAAAAACACAUAUUUCUCCAAAAUGUCUCCAAGAUGAAUCAAUGAUGGAUCAUUUCUUUUGACAGUGUUUAUAAGAGUAGAAAUGUUUCAUAUGUUUCUCCAUGUGGAGCUUCUUUUCCAUCGGUGCACAUGGCAAAACUCAUCCAUUGCACUUUUGAUCAUGCAACUGUAGUUUUGGAGUAAAACAGUAGAGAAGAAAAACGAUAUAACGUGAGAAAAAAAGAAAAAUAUGUUACUUCUUGUCAUUUUGUGAUGAAGUUUUAGGGGGUGCCUGAAGUUGCCACUGUUUGGAAUCUCUCUCUUUUGGCUUUCACAGCUUUGCUGGUGCAUGAUGCUUGCAUUUUAGCUCAGACUCUGUCAGAAAUGCGUAGGGUUAAUACUUUCUUUAGCCAGCCUUCAAGUGUGGAAUGCAGUAUAGUGCAGAUAGAUACUACACUGUUUGGCUGUCUACGCUCAAGUGAAUUCAAUAAGCGCCGGGCAAAGGGACGAUGUUUGCACAAUAAUCAUAUCUCUGCUGGAUGUAACGGUUCCUCUUCAAGUCUUUAUCACGGUCUUUGUUGGUUGUAUGUACUCCAGUAUACAUAUAGGGUAAAUGUUUCUACAUGGAUACAAAGGUUUUGUUGAAAAUUAUAUAUUUUGUGCAGCAAAUUAUUAUCCUGAAGCGAAAGUUUUGGAGAAGAAGGUUUAACUUUUUGUCAUUUCCUCCUGUUCAGCUACAUCUUACUGUCUGUCGAUAUCAUAAAGCGAUGGAACAAACAAGCAGCGACCUGUGACAAAUGUAGCAACGGAAGCUUGACUGCUAGUCCCCUUCAGAGGGAACACUAACGCCAGUGUGAACUGCAAUAUUUAUAUUUAUUGAUGAGGUUGUUUUAUAGGGACAGAAAAAAAUUCUGGAGUGUGUAACAGGAGGCUUCUUUCACGUGCCUUUAGCUUGUGGUUUUUGGAGGAAGGGAGCUAUUUUGUCAGCCAUUUUGAAGCAAAGCCAGGGUAAAAAAAAAAAAAGAAACCAAACUUUGAAACCGAGGACCAAUCAGCUCAUUCAGUACAUGCACAAACCUUGUCCACAACCAGGAUACUCUCAAAUAGUACGCUUACGAAAUACAAACUUUGGUAUUAGCUUCAGAGCUCUAUGAUUCCACAUUGUGAAACGCCACUUUCAAACCAAUAUGAAUGUCUUUGAGCAAAGUAUUGCACCAAAUAGGAAUGUACUUUUAAGAAGUGCAAGGGUUUAAAAGUUGGGUUUUUGUUUGUAGGUGAGAGUAAGAGUAGCAGCAGAGAAUAACUUGUAUAAAAAUAUGCAUAUAUAUAAAUAUAAAAAUGUACAAAAGGUUCCUCCAAACUGAGAUAUUUAAUAUAAAGCAAUUACGGUAUCUUAAUCCCAGAGUUCUAUAUGCGUAGAGCAUGAAUGUGAAUGGUUUUGAGUGUACUGGAAGAAGUUAGAAAGUAGGAAUGACCAUGAAGUAGUGUUUGUGUUGGUGAGUUGAUGAUGCACAGACUAAAGGGUUUUAUAGAGCAGCAUGGUAACUGAGUGAGAUUUACUUGGGUUUAGCGUGAAAGGUGUUUUUGCGAGCUCACAUACAGACUAGAGAGAAGCUUAAAUAUGAACAUGUCAAAUUUAAACACAUGGCCAACUUUUAUUCCUGCGUUUAUAUUUUCAUUUCUAGAGUCAGAAAUGUUUAUCUGCUAUCCUUUCAGGGUUUAAUUUAUGCUGAAAAGCAAAUGCAAUUAUGAUUUAACUUUGUUUUGGUCGACAUGAGAAGCCCAUAUAUGUGAGAUGGUUCAUAAAAAGCUAGCUAUUUAUCUUCUGUUUUUUUUUUAUUUGAAGCUCGGGGACAGACUGAACGGGGAGGCUUGGAUUUCCAGAAAGUACUUUGUGUGAACUGUUGAUGACAGAUUGAUAUGAUACAUUGACACAUUAUGAGAAGGGUAGAUCAUCUGAUUGCACACAUCAUGUUCACUCAACUCUAUUCUCCACAUUUAAUGAAAAUAUGAAAAUCGUCCACAGUAUGAGGCCAGCUUGUUCCAGCUCCUGACCCUUACUGCUCAUCUUCAAAAGCCUCCAUGCUCAUUGCAGCCUCCGGCCUCCCUCAGCUUCAAAUCAAAGAUUUACAAGGUUGCCACUGAAUGUAAUUAUUUUUCUAAACAUUAUAUUUUCCCAUUAUGCACUGUUUAAGAGGCAGACAUAGCUUUUUUUAAUCCCACUUGGGAAGAGUCUGAUGCAGGGUGUUUAUUAAACAGCUGGGAACGCACAAGUACACACACCCUUGUCUGAAGGGGAGUUUAUUAAUUGAAGGCCAGAUCACAACGUGCACAAGAUCAAAUCGACUCCCUUUUAAACAGUUCAUGAGUGUUGUGAACCGAUCUAUUCAACAAAGUCUUUAUCAGCCCCUUCUUUGACGCUGUCUGGUAAUGUGUCCAAAAGACAGGGAGAAGCUUUUUCAGUGUGGAUCAGAUUUUGUGGAUGGUCUGAUAUGUUGUAUACUGUCUUUGAAUAAUGUUUUUAAGUUGGCAGAUUCCAAAUAUCAGGCCUUGAGAUUGUAUUUUUUGAGGCACGAGUAGAACGCUGUGAAUCGCUCAAUACCGAACUGUGUGGCUCCACACAGGCUGAAUGCACUAUACAGGAGAUCUAUUUUUCUGAAUGUAGAGUUGGUACUACAUGUGAAUGCUGCUGGAACAAAACAAGUGACAAAAAUGAAUAAAUAAAUAUAAAAAAAAAACAAACAUCAACUCACACCAACCUAGACAGAUCGAAACCUUAGGGAGCAACGUGAGGCAGGGCGGACUCUGAUGUCUGUUUUGACUAAUUGUCAUUUCAGUGACAGUCUGCCCUCGAGGAGGAGACAAGUUUGACUUUUAUGAAGUCAGAGCGCAACAGAGAACCCACAACAAACUAACAGUAACAAAACAGAACCAACUGCAGCUGCAACUUUUCCUGAAGAUGACUUGAAACACAUGCAGACUCAAAAACCAUCAGUGAAACUUAACAGAAGCUGCACGUGCGUUAACGUACGCUGCACAGAUUUGUAAAUAUCGCUCCGGAAAGAACAAACCAGAAAGAAACAGCAAACUAUCCUUUCUUGUGAUACCUGUUCAUUUUAGAUGAUUUUAGUGACAGAACGAUACAAACUGCUAACUAAUCCUGGAACCAAGAAAACUACACAAACUGCUGACAAGAUACAGAACGAAAAAAAAAAAAAAAGUGCAUCUUUCAGUUGAAAUCCAUCGCCAUACCUGCAUUUAAACGACCAUAUCAUUUGAUCACAAUAUGGUGUCAUCUGUCCAUCUAAUCUAUCUGCAUGUGAUUUAUUUAGUUAUAAUCCUGAAUGUAAUUGUUUAACAUGGAAAUAAUAAUAAUAAUAAUGAUAAUAAUAAAAGAUACAAUGCUAUUUUAAAGAGAUAUAUUUGAAAAAAAAAAAAAGCUAACUGUCUUAACUGGUACUGAAAUGACCUACAGUAAUAUAAUACUGGGCUGUGCUUUUAUUGUUUGCCCUAUUAACAUGUUGUUAAGAAGACGCUGUAUUGGUAGUUCUGUUUGAUUCUCUCUCUCUCUCUCUCUCUCUCUCUCUCUCUCUCUCUUCUCUCUUCUCUCUCUUUUGCAUUGUAUUAAUCUUAGUUAUGUUUUUCUUCCUCAGUGCAAUAUUCAAUAUCUCUCUGUCUCUUUAGAUCUAACUGGUAAAACUAGAACUACUGCAGAUUCAUUGUAAAAGGGAAACAGCCUGGUGAUCAUCAAUUAAACUACAUUGAAAUCUAAA
Molecule: messenger RNA, 17173 nt
Organism: Notolabrus celidotus (New Zealand spotty)
Lineage: Eukaryota; Metazoa; Chordata; Actinopteri; Labriformes; Labridae
Gene: map1ab
Product: microtubule-associated protein 1Ab
Exons: 7
Coding region: 58-12909 (4283 amino acids)
Biological process (GO): regulation of microtubule depolymerization; microtubule cytoskeleton organization; axonogenesis
Cellular component (GO): synapse; cytosol; microtubule associated complex
Molecular function (GO): actin binding; microtubule binding
Source: RefSeq, a predicted model, not a curated record